Molecule: messenger RNA, 3083 nt
Organism: Oryzias melastigma (Indian medaka)
Lineage: Eukaryota; Metazoa; Chordata; Actinopteri; Beloniformes; Adrianichthyidae
Product: anthrax toxin receptor 2
Exons: 17
Coding region: 1528-2961 (477 amino acids)
Cellular component (GO): membrane
Molecular function (GO): signaling receptor activity
Source: RefSeq, a predicted model, not a curated record
AGGUAUGAUUUUGGAAAACCGCCAGUAGGUCGGCCCCCAAGACCUGGAUUUGAACAACCCUGCAAGAUUUGGAGACUGGCUAAGCCAUUCUAGAACCAUGAAAUGCUUUUUAUGUAGCCACCAAUUUGUUUCCUUAAUGAUGUGUUUGGGAUCCAGUCAUGUUUAAUCCUCAAUGUUCUCAAAAAUUGAUUUAUUUUUUUUAUUAUUUUUUUUUACCAAAAUCUGACCAUAUUCUGACCCCAUUCAUCCUUCUUAAAUAUGGAUCAGUUGCCCUAUCGUCUUUGUAGAAAAGCAGGCCCAAAUCAUGAUGUUUUCACCCCCAUGCUUCACACCUUUAUCUAGUGACUUAGUACGUUAACAGAAAUGCAGUGUCUUAGUCCCAUAGCUGCACAUUAAGGCAGUAUUGAGCAUAUUUUUGUUGUUUAACCACAGCAUGAUAUAUUUUUGCUGAAUGUAACUUUUUUUUUAGUGAUGUUCUUGACCAAAGAUCCAUUUUGAUUUGAUCUGACCUCAUGACAUUCUCCCAGUCCUCCUCUGGAUGACCUAGAUGUUCUCUGGAGAACUUUAGACAGGCCUGGAGAUGUAUGAUGACAUGUACCUGGCUAUAUCUGAUGAACAUGACACACAUCUCCAGCCUGUUUAACAGGAACAACUUGCAUAAUCAGUAAGAAAAAAACAUUUUAUCCAGCUGUAUAAUCCAUUAAAAAAAAGGUUUAAACAGAAAUUUUCAAGAAAAUGUUAGCAAAUCACACAUUCUCUGUUAAAGUAUAGAUGUUUUAUUAAAAAAAAAUGCACAAAUUUAUUCACGGAUAAAAAAUUACUAAAUGAAAAUCUCACAACUACAUAUAAAAAAUCUUAAAAAAAUAAGCUGAACAUGAAUUAUUCUCAAGGAUGUAGUUGAUCACGAUAAGCACAAAAAAUAAAGAAAUAUUUCAUGACACAUUUAUUGUAGAAGUGUCUUCUAAAUUUUUUAAUAAACCUAAAAAAACACAAGAUUUGCAAAAUUUAAAGCAUGCCAGAAAUCAUUAAGUGAAAGGUAAUAGUUUAUUUCAGAAGGAAUAAUUAUUAUUAUUAUUAUUAUUAUUAUUAUUAUUAUUAUUAUUAUUGUAAGUAGGACUAUAGUAAUUUGUCUUGGACAAGAAUUAGUCAAAUUUUACCAACAUUCAUUUAUUGUUAAACUAAACAUAAUUGCAGGGCAGGAUUCUUUCAAAGUAAGAGUCAUUUUUUGAAAAAAAAAAAAAAAAAAAGUCUAUUAUUACUGGAAAUAUCUAUGUGGAUUAUGCAAUAAAUUGAAUGAUAUAUGUAGAAGUUGCGUGCAUGUAUUCGUCAUUGUAAUUCGGACGGGGGUGGGACUUGACUCUGGACCGCAGAAGCGACUCGCACUCAUUUCCUCUCCAGCCCACACUUUACUGACCGACACACAUCUGACACAGCGUGUGAACUUGAGCCGGGCGCAAUCGGAGGAGAGGGCUCCGCCUUUACCAAUCCUUUCAAAAUAAAAGCUCGCAGCUGCUGGGUGAGGCGUGGAUGAUGGGUCGUGUCGGGAAUUGCUGGCUGCUGCUCCUUAUGUUGAGUGUUUACGCGAGUGGGACAGAGCUGGAUGGCGAUGAUGAAGCCUCCUGCGACGGAGCGUUUGAUGUUUACUUUGUUCUGGACAGAUCAUCAAGUGUGAGAGACCACUGGCAGGAGAUGUAUGACUUUGUGAAGCAGCUCACCAACAGAUUUGUCAGUCCUCGGAUGAGGAUCUCCUACAUCGUCUUCUCAAUUACAGCAGAUAUAGUUCUUCCUCUAACUGGAGAGAGGUCCACAAUAGACGCAGGUCUGAGUCAGCUGAGCGAAAUCCAUCCCAAUGGUGAAACGUUCAUGCAUGAAGGCUUAAAAGCAGUGUCAGAGCAAAUGAAAAAUCAGACCUCAGCUUCAACAAGUAUUGUUAUAGUUCUGACUGAUGGCGAGCUGGAAGUUUACGUCUAUUCACUGAGUGUGGCUGAGGCGGACAAAAUCAGACAGUUUGGAGCCAAAGUUUUCUGUGUUGGGGUCAAGAACUUUAAUCACCAACAGCUUUCUGAUAUUGCAAACAAGAAGGUUUUUCCACUCUUGUCUGGCGUUCAUCCUCUCAAAGAUGUCGUCAACAAGGUCCUGGAACAGUCGUGCACCGAGGGUUUCAUCAUAGAACCGUCCGUGGUGUGUUUGAAUGAGUCCUUUGAAGUGGUGUUAACGGCGACCGGCUUCAACAGACCCAAGAGGAUCGACGUUUUUUGUUCACUUUCCAUCGACAACGUGACUCACAUUGAGGUGCCCAAAGUGGCCAGUAAUGGUGAUCUGCUGUGUGCAGCUCCUACUCUGUAUGAGGUUGGACAAUCACUGCAAGUUCUGGUCAUCCGAAAUGACAGUAAAACCAUCAUCUCUGGUCCAACACACAUUCGUGUUGUUAGUUGCUCAGAUGCGACCUGGGUGCUGUGGUUGAUGUUGGCUCUACUGCUGUUGUUCGCUCUGGCUUUAAUGUGGUGGUUCUGGCCCCUCUGCUGCAAUGUGGUCAUUCGGGAUCCACCCCCAUCCCGCCCCCCUCCUCCUGACCCAGAGGAAGACCUACUCCCCAAAUACAAGUGGCCUGCUGUGGAUGCUUCUAACUAUGGAGGCAGAGGCGCUGGUGGAAUCAAACCCAUGAAGGUGAACUGGGGGCAGAGAGGCUCCACCAAAGAGGGAUCUCGACUGGAGAGAGCCAAAAACGCUUCCAUCAUCAUCACAGAGGAAGAGGAGGAGUCCGGGAUUUCUCAGCUUCCUCCUAAAGGAACUGCGGCCCGCGCUCCCCCACCCCAGUCAAAGUGGUACACUCCAAUCAAGGGGCGUGUCGACGCCCUGCUGGCUCCACUGAGGAGGCAGUACGGCAGGGUAGCCAUCAUGAGGCCUUCGCCUCAGGACAAGGGUCGCUGUGUGAACUUCACCCGAGUUCGGACUCGCUGAGCUGCAAGCUCCGAGAUUCAUUCAUAUUUCUACUUACGCCUUUAGAUGAUCAACCAGUGCUUUCUGUACAAGAUAAAGUCAUGCGUUUUCUAAAUAAACAGCUCCACUGGUGGUGGUUUGAA